AUGUUAUACAAGAAUCUUUCUCAACUUACCCCAGGUGCUGGCAAAAACAUCCAAAACUCGUCAAUCCAAGGAUCAAACUAUUCCAAUGUUACAACAACUGGUGAAUCAAAGAUUGCUCGUAGAGGAUGUUGUGGUGGUCGUGGCAAUAAUAUUGAUAUCGAUAUUGAUAUUGAUAUUAAUAUUGGCGGUGGCAACAACUGGUGUUAA
This is a messenger RNA of Cavenderia fasciculata, 207 nucleotides long. RefSeq lists its product as uncharacterized. Lineage: Eukaryota; Evosea; Eumycetozoa; Acytosteliales; Cavenderiaceae. Bases 1 to 207 code for a protein of 68 amino acids. The transcript is spliced from 2 exons. The record is from RefSeq and is a predicted model, not a curated record.